Messenger RNA from Canis lupus familiaris (dog), 1184 nucleotides. Its product is annotated as palmitoyltransferase ZDHHC6-like. Lineage: Eukaryota; Metazoa; Chordata; Mammalia; Carnivora; Canidae. Gene Ontology annotation, cellular component: Golgi apparatus. Gene Ontology annotation, molecular function: palmitoyltransferase activity. The record is from RefSeq and is a predicted model, not a curated record. The transcript has a single exon. Bases 345 to 1184 code for a protein of 279 amino acids. Gene Ontology annotation, biological process: protein palmitoylation.
UACUGCUUGCGCGGGCCUGACUUUCCCAUGACGGAGUUGUCCGCGGAGGAGAAGACCUGUUCCGGGUGAGCCCAGGCCGCCCCAGAAAUGCGAUGGCCGAGGAGCGGGUACCAAGGACCAGGCUGAGAGGUUGGGUUUCGAGCCAAGACCCUGGAUUCUCCUAGUUAACAUUAAAGAGCUCUGAGGGUGUACCCGUGAAAAUGGCGUGAUCUGCAUUGGCCUCCCACAAUUUGAAGGCAUGGCAGUUAAGGAACACACAUGGACUCGUGGCACAUGGAAAUGUGUGCACAGAAAAAGGAAAUCUAUGAUUUUCUAAAAGUAGGAAGGCAUUCUUCCUCACCAAAAUGGAUACAUUCUGCUCAGUUAUCAAGUUUGAAAAUCUCCAAGAACUAAAGAGACUGUGUCACUGGGGUCCCAUCAUAGCCCUCGGUGUUAUAGCAGUAUGUUCCACAAUGGCCAUGAUUGACUCUGUGUUGUGGUAUUGGCCUUUACAUACAACUGGAGGAAGCGUGAAUUUCAUUAUGUUGAUAAACUGGACUGUCAUGAUUCUUUAUAACUACUUCAAUGCCAUGUUUAUUGGUCCUGGCUUUGUCCCUUUGGGGUGGAAACCGGAAAAUUCUCAGGAUAGAGAGGAUGUACCUCUCUGGAGGAUGUACCUCCAGUAUUGUAAAGUCUGCCAAGCAUACAAGGCACCACGGUCACAUCACUGCAUAAAGUGUAACAGAUGUGUGAUGAAGAUGGACCAUCACUGUCCUUGGAUCAGCAACUCUUGUGGUUACCAAAAUCAUGCUUCCUUCACACUGUUUCUCCUUUUAGCACCACUGGGUUGUAUUCAUUCUGCCUUCAUUUUUGUUAUGACUAUGUAUACACAGCUUCAUAAUCGGCUCUCCUUUGGGUGGAACACGGUAAAGAUUGAUAUGAGUGCAUCCCGGAGAGAUCCCCUUCCAAUUAUUCCCUUUGGAUUAGCAGCAUUUGCGGCCACCUUGUUUGCCUUGGGAUUAGCUUUAGGAACAACCAUAGCUGUUGGGAUGUUGUUUUUUAUCCAGAUGAAAAUAAUUCUCAGAAACAAUAUAAGCUUAAAUUUUAUUACCUGUCUUUUAAUAUUGCAAAUUUUUGUCAAAUCAAAUAAAGAUCAAUGGAUGUUCUAUAUAAAAAAAAAAGCUGUAAUGAUUAAAACUGUAUGA